Molecule: messenger RNA, 2351 nt
Organism: Magallana angulata
Lineage: Eukaryota; Metazoa; Mollusca; Bivalvia; Ostreida; Ostreidae
Product: protocadherin Fat 4-like
Exons: 14
Coding region: 232-2061 (609 amino acids)
Molecular function (GO): calcium ion binding
Source: RefSeq, a predicted model, not a curated record
UCUUCAGCAAAUCGAUAAGCGUCUUGUAUUCUAAACACGAAAUCAGAAUUCGAUACCGUAUAAAAAGAAUGAAUCAAGUGUUUCCUUAAUAAUUUUCUUUUACGAACGUCCGUUUCUCUUAAGAAAUUCGUUUUUGAAAUCUUUAUAUCUUAUUAAAAGAGCGUCAAUAAUUAUAUAAAAGCCGUCGCUUUCCGAAACAUUAAACAGUCCACCUCUCAUCGAAAUACAUGAAUGAUGUUGCAGAACAAUUUGGAAUUUUGUAGUAUAUUCCUUCUUUUGUUCACUUUUGUAAACACAGCUCACUUUAGAGGAGGGACAAUAAGUUGGAAAGCUACUGGCAAUGGGAACGAGGUACAAUUUUCGUUUAAACUCGGUUGGGCUUAUGGGCGAGGACCAGGAUGCACAGCAGCAACAAUUGGACAACUUGUGACUAAUAUGAACAGCUCCUACUGGCAAUGUACAAGUGGAUGUGGUUCAACUCUAAACAUCGCUAACGUUAACUAUAUAUGCACUGGUGCCAGUCAGUCUGAAAAUUGGGAGCAAGGGGAGAACGUAUUUACAUACACUUUUGCAGGAAUCGGCCCCUACAAGGUGGAAUUUACGGGAGGUGAUUGGGUGACUCUGAGCUAUGGUUCCCCAGGAAGUUGGUCCAUAGGCACUGUUGUUUACCUAGCAAAAAGAAACGACACAAAUCUACCAAAUACGAGCCCUGUUACAACCGGCAAGCCAACAUACAGAGUGCAAUAUGGUUGUCGAAAUGAGAUUCUUAUCCCGGUUGUUGACGCUGAUGGUGAUGAUGUAAGAUGUCGUUGGUCCAACGGUACGGAGUGUGUGUCUAUCUGUGAUGCACUGCCUAAUGCUGUUAUUGACAGUAACACUUGCACAAUAAGGUUUUCAGCAACGCACACAUCUAACGGAACUUUUGCCGUUGCGGUGACAGUGGAAGAUUUUUCAAAAUCUAACAUAUCUAUUGGGGGUCAUGUAUACUCUACCUCCAGUCCUCUUUCCACUGUCACGUUACAGUUUCUUGUGAAGACACCUCCACUAACAGUAAAUUGUAAUGACAAACCUGUUUUUGUCAGCCCAACAUUAGCGCAAGGAUUCACCGUCCAUGUGGAUAUCCUUAAAGCAUUGAACGUAUCAUUUUACGUUUCUGGCAGCAGACGCAUCACGGGAAUUGGUUUGACAACACCAGCAGGUAUGACUUAUACACCUCUUCAAGUUGAUCAUUCACGUAAUAAAACGGUGUUCGUCAGAUCAAUGUGGAGGCCACAACAGAACCAAGUGGGGUCUCAUAUUUUGUGUGCUCUUGCUGAAGACGUUUUGGGAAAAACCAGUGAAUCAAGAUGCAUAAAGAUACUUGUAAAAGAUAUUAGUCCAUGCGACAGCUCUCCAUGUGAGCAUGGAGGAUCGUGUAUAAGACAAGGAAUAACACAGAAUUAUGUGUGUAAUUGUGUAUCGGGUUACACUGGAAGCCUUUGUCAAACUGACAUAGAUGAGUGUUCUAGCCACCCUUGUCACCAUGGCGGUACGUGCAGGGAUGGUGUUAACAUGUUUUCCUGCUUCUGUUCUCCUGGUUUUACUGGGCGGAUGUGUCAAACAGACAUUGACGAGUGUGCCAGUAGACCCUGUCAGAAUCAAGGGACAUGUAAUGACCUUGUCAAUCAGUACAAUUGUACCUGUAUGGCAGGAUACAGCGGAUAUCAAUGUCAGACGGAUACUGAUGAGUGUGUCGACCAUCCGUGCUCCUCACUGUUCGAUUGCCAAGACCUCGUAAACCAUUUCUCUUGUACACUGAAUACAGGGAAACUGAUGGCUAUUUUGAUGAGUUUAAUGUUAAUAGCAGGAGUUUUGACUUUCCUGUUUUUGCUGGCAAAGAGAAGACGAUAUAAAGACGUCGAUCAUACAUGGCUGGCAAAUUUUCAGGACAUUCGUAAACCGGACAGUCAACCAAAACUUGUUUUCAGAACAAAGAUACCUCAUAAGAAACUACAACAUCGCUGGACAGUAGAGAGAAUUAGAAAACUGUUUUUCACGUUUUGUAAGAACAACGGCGAUUGAAUUACUAUAUUGAGUGAUCCUUGAAAUCGACGAUGCUUUCUGUAAAAUACAUGUAUUUUGUGAGCAAGUCGAAAGCAUUCUAGUAUACAAUAAAAAGAUCAAAACUUACACCUACCACACGCCUUGACCAAUCAUAGUGUAAACUUUUUCUUACUAGAAAGCAAAUACGAUGUUCUGAUUUGUUUUGUUUUGUUGUGGGUUUUUUUUACCAAUAAACUCUUUUAUUUUUUCUCAUGCUGCACAAACUCACCGCAGCUAUGUUUUUGCAAAUAAUGAAAAAUAACUGUAGC